GAUACCGGAAGUGAUGCUUCCACACAUUUCCGCUUUCUUUCUGCAGGAGGAACAGUUGGCUGCUGGGUUGGGGGGCGCGGUGGAUAUUGACCUUUGCCCCAGCCUCGUCGCGAGGGCACAGCGCAUCUCCCAGCAGCCUCGUUCCUCUGACAGAACCCGUUUCCGGCUUCCGAGGCUCCAGCGAGAUGUUACUAGUGCUGCUGCUGCUGCCCAUGUGUUGGGCCGUGGAGGUCAAGCGACCCCGGGGCGUCUCCCUCACCAACCAUCACUUCUACGACGAGUCCAAGCCUUUCACUUGCCUGGAUGGUUCUGCCAGUGUCCCUUUUGAUCAGGUCAAUGACGACUACUGUGACUGCAAGGAUGGCUCAGAUGAACCAGGCACAGCCGCCUGUCCCAACGGCAGCUUCCACUGCACCAACACUGGCUACAAGCCCCUGUACAUCUCCUCCAGAUGGGUCAACGAUGGAGUUUGUGACUGCUGCGACGGGACGGACGAAUACAACAGCGGGAUCGUCUGUGAGAACACCUGCAAAGAGAAGGGCCGUAAGGAGAGAGAGACUCUACAGCAGAUGGCGGAGGUGACCCGCGAGGGGUUCCGCCUGAAGAAGAUCCUAAUUGAGGACUGGAAGAAGGCCCGAGAGGAGAAGCAGAAAAAGCUCAUUGAGCUGCAGGCUGGAAAGAAGUCACUGGAGGACGAGGUGGAGUUGCUGCGGACACUGAAGGAAGAAGCUGAGAAGCCAGAGAAGGAGGCCAAGGACCAGCACCGGAAGCUGUGGGAAGAGCAGCUGGCCGCCUCCAAGGCCCAGCGGGAGCAGGAGCUGGCGACCAGUGCCUUCCAGGAGCUGGACGAUGACAUGGACGGGGCGGUCUCCGUGGCCGAGCUGCAGACCCACCCGGAGCUGGACACAGAUGGGGACGGGGCAUUAUCAGAAGGGGAAGCCCAGACCCUCCUCGGGGGAGACACGCAGACAGAUGCUGCUUCCUUCUCUGACCGCAUCUGGGCUGCCAUCCGGGACAAGUACCGGUCCGAGGUGCUGCCCACCGACCCGCCGUCGCCUUCUGCAGCCGACUUGACGGAGCCCAAGGAGGAGCAGCCCCCGGUGCCCUCACAGCCCACAGAGGAGGAGGACGAGGAAGAAGAGGAGACAGAGGAGGAGGAAGAGGGGGAGGAGGGGGAGGAAGAGGAUUCCCAGGUGCAGGGGGAGCAGCCCAAGGAGACCCCAUCCCCAGUCGUGCCCCCCCAGACAGCCAGCCCCACAGAGGAGGACAAAAUGCCGCCCUAUGAUGAGCAGACACAGGCCUUCAUCAAUGCUGCCCAGGAGGCCCGCAACAAGUUUGAAGAGGCCGAGCGGUCCCUGAAGGACGUGGAGGAGUCCAUCAGGAACCUGGAGCAGGAGAUUUCCUUUGAUUUUGGUCCCAAUGGCGAGUUUGCCUACCUGUACAGCCAGUGCUACGAGCUCACCACCAAUGAGUACGUCUACCGGCUCUGCCCCUUCAAGCUCGUCUCGCAGAAACCCAAACUCGGUGGCUCCCCCACCAGCCUCGGCACCUGGGGCUCGUGGGCCGGCCCCGACCACGACAAGUUCAGCGCCAUGAAGUAUGAGCAGGGCACGGGCUGCUGGCAGGGUCCCAACCGCUCCACCACUGUGCGCCUGCUGUGUGGGAAGGAGACAGUGGUGACUAGCACCACGGAGCCCAGCCGCUGCGAGUACCUCAUGGAGCUGAUGACACCGGCCGCCUGCCCAGAGCCACCACCGGAACCGCCUGCCGAGGGCAACCACGAUGAGCUCUAGCCCUGUCCUGCCCCGCCCAGCCCGGCCCAGAGGUGGGUGGGGAGGACCUCAAGAUGUGGAACCAGCCCCCAGCGGUGCUGCCCGCCUGCCCCUCAGUCUGUAGACCAAGACUUGCCCCUCGGGGUCUCUUUGCCCUCCCCAGCGGGCAGGAACUGGGUGGGGCUCCACGCCCUUGCUCUGGGGGCAGGCGGGGCAGAGCCGCGUUCCCCUGGCCCGGGUGCCUCUACAUGUGGAAUAAAGGAGCCUGCCCUCCCUGGGCCCCCGCCCUGGUGGCCCCCCCCCACCCAGGGCAUCUGCCUCCCCUCCUGGUGUGGAAGAGUGACUUGACCUGUGACCUCUAAACAAUAAACGUGAUCUCCCCAA
Messenger RNA from Eubalaena glacialis (North Atlantic right whale), 2156 nucleotides. RefSeq names its product protein kinase C substrate 80K-H (gene PRKCSH). Gene Ontology annotation, cellular component: glucosidase II complex. The transcript has 18 exons. The record is from RefSeq and is a predicted model, not a curated record. NCBI's taxonomy places the organism in Eukaryota, Metazoa, Chordata, Mammalia, Artiodactyla, Balaenidae. The coding region runs from base 186 to 1793 and encodes 535 amino acids. Gene Ontology annotation, biological process: liver development; N-glycan processing. Gene Ontology annotation, molecular function: calcium ion binding; protein binding.